This is a messenger RNA of Gymnogyps californianus (California condor), 2674 nucleotides long. It is a transcript of the gene PTGS1, whose product is annotated as prostaglandin-endoperoxide synthase 1. Lineage: Eukaryota; Metazoa; Chordata; Aves; Accipitriformes; Cathartidae. Gene Ontology annotation, cellular component: neuron projection; cytoplasm. Gene Ontology annotation, biological process: cyclooxygenase pathway; response to oxidative stress. Gene Ontology annotation, molecular function: oxidoreductase activity, acting on single donors with incorporation of molecular oxygen, incorporation of two atoms of oxygen; heme binding; prostaglandin-endoperoxide synthase activity. The transcript is spliced from 11 exons. The record is from RefSeq and is a predicted model, not a curated record. Bases 1 to 1830 code for a protein of 609 amino acids.
AUGGGCGGUGGGUGCCGGGCCCGGGCCCCGCCGGGCGUGGGGCUGCGCCGGGCCGGGCUGCGGCUGCUGCUCGCCCACGCCGUGCUGCUCUGCGCCGCCGGCAGCGCCGCGACCGACGGCUCCGCGAAUCCCUGUUGCUAUUUCCCCUGCCAGCACCAAGGGGUGUGCGUGAGGGUCGGCCUGGGAGGAUACGAGUGCGACUGCACGCGGACGGGAUACUUUGGGGCCAACUGCACCUCCCCUGAGCUCUGGACGCGCCUCCACGACCUGCUGAAGCCCAGUCCUGCCUUCUACCACUUCAUCCUGACCCACUUCAGGUGGUUUUGGGACAUUAUCAACAGCACCUUCAUCAGGGACACGCUCAUGAGGCUCGUGCUCACAGUUCGUGCCAAUCUCAUCCCCAGCCCCCCCACCUUCAACUCUGACUACGGCUACAUCAGCUGGGAGGCCUACGCCAACGUCAGCUAUUACACCCGCGUCCUCCCGCCCGUGCCGGACAACUGCCCGACACCCAUGGGGACCAAAGGGAAGCAGCAGCUCCCCGAUCCCCAGCUCCUGGCGGAGAGGUUCCUGCUGCGGCAGAAGUUCGAAGGCGAUCCCCGAGGCACCAACCUGAUGUUUGCCUUCUUCGCCCAGCAUUUCACCCACCAGUUCUUCAAGACAUCCGGGAAGAUGGGACGUGGCUUCACCAAGGCGCUGGGGCACGGGGUGGAUCUCGGGCACUUGUACGGGGACAACCUGCAGCGGCAGCACCAGCUGCGACUCUUCAGAGACGGGAAGCUGAAAUUCCAGGUGGUGGAUGGAGAGGUGUACCCCCCCAUGGUCACCGAUGCUCCAGUUCACAUGGUCUACCCGUCUGCCAUCCCCAAGGAGAAGCAGCUGGCGAUGGGGCAGGAGGUGUUUGGGCUGCUGCCGGGGCUCUGCAUGUAUGCCACGCUCUGGCUACGCGAGCACAACCGCGUCUGCGACAUACUGAAACGGGAGCAUCCCACCUGGAGCGAUGAGCAGCUCUUCCAGACGGCUCGUCUCAUCCUCAUCGGGGAGACCAUUAAGAUCGUCAUUGAAGACUAUGUCCAGCACCUCAGCGGGUACUACCUGAGCCUCAAGUUCGACCCCGAGCUGCUGUUUGGGACGCAGUUCCAGUACCGGAAUCGCAUCGCAGUGGAGUUCAAUCAGCUCUAUCACUGGCACGGGCUGAUGCCCGACUCCUUCAUCAUCCAGGGGGAAGAGUACAGCUACGAGCAGUUCCUCUACAACACCUCCAUGCUCAUGGACUACGGCGUGGAGGCGCUGGUGGAGUCCUUUUCCAAGCAGAUUGCAGGAAGGAUCGGUGGGGGACAAACCAUCAAUGCCAAUGUCUUGCAAGUGGCCGUUGGGGUCAUUGAGGAAUCCCGGCAGCUGAGGCUACAGCCGUUUAAUGAGUAUCGGAAGAGGUUUGGCAUGAAGCCCUACAAGUCCUUUCAGGAGCUAACAGGAGAGGAAGAGAAGGCGGCAGAGCUGGAAGAGCUGUAUGGAGACAUUGAUGCUCUGGAGUUUUAUCUGGGCUUGCUGCUUGAGAAACCCCAACCCAAUGGUAUUUUUGGGGAAAGCAUGGUGGAGAUCGGAGCUCCGUUUUCGCUGAAGGGCCUUCUUGGAAACCCCAUCUGCUCCCCAGACUACUGGAAACCCAGUACAUUUGGCGGAGCAACUGGCUUUGACAUAGUUAAGACAGCGUCACUCGAGAAGCUCGUGUGCCUCAACGUGAAGAAGUGCCCAUACGUGGCGUUUCAUGUGCCGGAUGCUGCGGAAAAUGGCAGCCCUCGGGGUGGUGGAUCAUCUACUGAGCUCUAGCACCAGGACAGCCUGCCCAGGGAGCGGCGGGGACGCAGGGACCUGCCCAUCCCUGUGCCAAGCAGGAGCAGGACAGAAGAUGGUCCCAUCCUGGGCCUCCUCCAUGCCAGCCCUCGAGGAGAGGCUGGUACCAGCUCUGUGAAAAGCUCGAGUGCCUCAGGAGUGUGGCUGCCACCGCUGUCCUCAGCAGACCCAAUUCUCUUGCUAGUGAAUACCCUGCACUAAGCCAGCUUUGGGGUUCCCCAGGGAACGCCCGGCUCCCUGGAACACUCCGGACUCCCCUGUGCUUUGUCACCCUCUGCCUCCACUGCUUUCCAGCACCAGGCCACCAGCAACCCCUCUUCUGCAGGGCUUCCCUGCUUGGGACAGAGGAGCGCAGAGCCCGGAGAGCCCUCGCAGUCCUUCCUCCUCUGCUGCAGCCGGUUAAGGCGCUGAGCUGCCCAAGGGAGGCGGAGGAGGCAGGUGGCAGCGGGACGGGGAGGACGUGGUGGUACCACGUUGGUGGUCAUGCUGGCCCAGCAGUGGUGGAGCUUGCAGUAGGAACCUGCCCUGAUCUGCUUCUCCUGCAGCCGCUCCGGACCAUCCACCCCAGCCUGCCCAGCACACAGGCAUAGCUGAGACACAGCCAAGAAGAAGGAACGAAAGCAAUGUCUCUGUGGGAGGAGACCAAGGGAGAAGCAUCAGAUCAGACCUUCCAGACGUCCUGCGUCUCCCACCUGCUGGCUAGGACCCCGGCACGCACCGCCGGCCGCCCAGGCUGGGCUGCUCGGAGUGAAAUGCUACCUCUGUGCAAACACAGUGAUGAAGUCUCUUCUGUCCUACGAUCAUUACACUUCCCUGUAUU